Molecule: messenger RNA, 413 nt
Organism: Aspergillus ibericus CBS 121593
Lineage: Eukaryota; Fungi; Ascomycota; Eurotiomycetes; Eurotiales; Aspergillaceae
Exons: 2
Coding region: 57-281 (74 amino acids)
Source: RefSeq, a predicted model, not a curated record
UGUUCUUUUAUUCUGCCCUCGGUUGUAUGUCUGAAAUACACCAAAGGCGAACAAUCAUGAUCAAAUGCAUGCUACCCAGCUUAGCUUGGAGUUUCCCAGUAUUGAGCCUGGGGCUUGAGCCGGGUCACCCAUGCCUUGGGGCUGCAAGUAUACACAUUGAGAAUUUACUAUGUUACUGUCCCGAUGAAAUCAUAUCCUACUGGCUCCGAAAUGGGUUCUCAUUCCUAGGUGCAAACAGAACAAGCGAGUUGGGCUCGGCGUUGAGAAGAUUGAUUGCCUGACAAAUAUAUUUGCGUAAGUCGUCCAUCCAGUUGCAGUAACUGCCGCGGAAAAGAGGGAAAACUUGAAGGGAAAUGACAGUCCUAAGGUGGUAGCCGAAACCUAUAUAAUCACCAACUCCUAAAUCAACAUCA